GGGGCCGGCUCCGCGCGAGCUUCUGAGGCCCAUGGCCAAGCGGCGUGCGGCCGAGCCGCUGACGUUCCACGUGCCUUGGAAGCGGCUCUUGCUCUGCGAUUUCACGGAAGAGCCGCCGCCGCUCUGGAUCCCGCCGCAGAGGGCCUUGCAUCCGGGACAGCCCCUUGGUGUCCCCGAACUGCCCCGAAAGCGCAAAAUCGGCGCGGCGGCCAUGGCCGAGCCCUCGGCUUCGCCCAGCAAGCGCCGCGACGGCCCGGGCGACGAGGAGCGUGAGGGCCACAGCCUAGAGACCGGCGAGCCGCCCGUACGGCCCCGCGGGCCGGGGGAGGAGCUCCGGCGCGCUCGGCCCCAGAAGGGUGGUGGCGACCAAGGGGCGGGGCGCACAGGGACCCCGAGGGGAGACUGGGGGGCCGCGCCGUGUCAGCAUAAUGAAGAGUUUUGGCAGUAUAAUACCUUUCAGUACUGGAGGAAUCCUUUACCACCUAUUGAUCUGGCAGACAUUGAAGAUGUUAAUGAAGAUAAGCUGACAGAAGCAACACUUCAGAGCAAGAAUGACGUGGCUGAGAUUGACAUGGAGUCCUGACGUGAGAAGCUGAAGAAAUAGUUCCUGCUGAAUUUGUGGAGACAUCUCUAGUGAAUUCAUGUACUCUUAAGGAAAAAAGUAGUUUCCUAUACUUGAUGUGUUGUUAUUCCUGAACCUGAAAAAUAAGGAAAGGUUGUUUUAAAGGUAAAUGCCUGCAGUCACUACUCAACCUUCUAAAACAAAUUUGUCAGAGAUACAGUGCAGUUAUAGGGGAGAUAUUUUAGGUAUGGAUUCUUAAAGAAAAUUUUUUGUUUAGAUUGUAAAUUUGAAGAUAUGAAUCCUAUAAAAAGGAAUUCUGACAGUUUUAGAAGUAGGCAGGAAACAAGUAAUAUUCCCUCCUGUCUGCACCAGAAGGUUUAUUUGUGGACAUGAAGUGAAGAUUGUUUUAUAAUAACUGUUACUAAUAAAAUACUUUGUUAAUACAUUUUAUUGACUCUUCUUAGUUGAACUCUUCUUAAACAGCUGACUUAAACACCUAUGCAAACUUAAAAUGUGGGGGAUUCUUUCUGAAAGUUAAUAUUCUUUAAAAAGAGCUUUCUAAAUGUAAAGUACGAAUUUCAAUUUGGGUAGCAUGUUUGCAGAGCUUCCAAUAUUCAAUAUUUGUUAAACUCAUGGGCAGUCAGAAAUGGAUAAUAAAGAACAAUUGGAAAUACUAGUUGCAGUUGAGUUGAUUUUGACUCAAUGGCAACCCCAAGUGUGUCAGAGUAGAACUGCUCUACAGAGUUUUAAAGGCUGUGACCUUUCAGAAGUAGAUGGUCAAGCCUGUCUUCUGAGGUGCCUCUGGAUGGGUGUGAACCACCAACCUUUUGGCUGGUAGUUGAGAACUUAACCAUUUGCACCACCCAGGGACUCCUAAUGAGAAGUGACUGAUGCCAUAUUACUCCCUUUUCCCAGGAUAAAUUUAUCAAAUGGUCACUCUUGGUUUUGAAUUGCUUUGAGGGCAUAGCUUUUAUUGCUUAUUACUUCAGACUUGUAGUUCUUAACACCGACAGCUCUUCAGAAAUCCUUGCCUGGGCCCCAUUCUUGAGAGAUUUUUAUUUAGUUUUGAGUGGGCCUUGAGUAUAGCUGUUUAUUUUAAAGUGUCAAUCCUUUCCCUCCCCCUAUUCCUCUAACGUACAGACAGGGUUGAGAACUAUUAGGCUAAUGGUAAUUUUUCCUGUUUAAAGGAGAUAACUAAUUUGAGCUGAAGCAAUGCAUCUUAAUUAGCUUUGUUUUUAUUUUGCCCUGUUGAUGGCUUUUUUACAACUAUUGUGUUGUUAUUACUGUUUCAUUGUUAAAUAAAGUAAGCAAUAUGUAUUUGAGUUAUGUGAGCAUUGAUGAUUAUGUUAAUUCACUUCAGUGCUGCUUCCUGACUGUUGACUUUGUAAUUAACUCCUCCCUGCUUGUACACUUGUUGUUUUUGAUGACCUUAGAUCCAAAAUUCAAGAAGGACAAUAAAUGCCAGUGAGAAAGAGGAAACAACUUGAUGUUUUGUGUGUGUUGCAGGAUUUCAGUAUGGAUUGAUAUUUAUAGCAUUGUGGUUAAGAGUUCAGGCUUUGGAGUCAGACAUGGUUCAAAGUUUUGCACUGCCGUUUCCUACCUAUGCAUAUUAAACAAGUUAGUGUUUGUCUCCAAACCUCAGAUUCCUAAUCUGUAAAAUGAGAAUAAUAAUAGUAUC
Messenger RNA from Trichechus manatus latirostris (Florida manatee), 2240 nucleotides. It is a transcript of the gene CUNH9orf40, whose product is annotated as chromosome unknown C9orf40 homolog. The transcript is spliced from 2 exons. Bases 32 to 583 code for a protein of 183 amino acids. NCBI's taxonomy places the organism in Eukaryota, Metazoa, Chordata, Mammalia, Sirenia, Trichechidae. The record is from RefSeq and is a predicted model, not a curated record.